AUGAGCAAACCAUGGAUUUUUGUCUCGCCUUCAACCAGAGGUAUUGGCUAUGCUCUUACUCGCCAUCUCCUCCAAAAGACGUCCCUUCCUAUUCUCGCAACGGCCCGUCUCCGCCACGACCCAGAAGAUGUAAAAAAAUCACUCCUCGAGGGCUUCCCCGAGAAAGACAAUCUUGCCAGACGCCUCUCAAUAGUCCAUGCAGAUGUCACAGACGACAAAUCUCUAAGCGACGCUGCAUCGAGGGCCGCGGAGUUGUUCCCUACCGACAAACAUCACCUUCGUCUUGCAUGCGCCGUCCCCGGUAUUCUUAAACCCGAGAAGAACCCUAGUCAAAUCGACGCCGAUGCCAGUCUGGAGCAGUUCCGCGUCAACACAGUUGGCCCCCUUCUUCUCAUCAAGCACUUUGAUCAAUUCCUCCCCAGACGCUCCACCAAGCUAGAACAGAGUCCGGAGAGUGACGAGGUCAGGAUGCCACCACACUCUGUAUGGCUCACCAUGGCUGCUCGCGUGGGUUCUAUAUCGGACAACAGAGCUGGAGGUUGGUUCUCGUACCGAGCAAGCAAAGCAGGCGUCAUCAGUGUGGGCAAAAGUUACGAUAUUUUCUUAAAGGGGCGAAGUGGUGACAGGGCAAUUUCUAUUGCUUAUCACCCAGGAACAGUCAAGACGGAUCUGAGCAAAGACUUCUGGAGUAGCACCAAAGCAGAUAGGCUAUUCAACCCAGAGUUUGCGGUAGACAGGCUUGUUAGUGUUGCGACAGACACGACACUGGAUGGACGAGGGAAAUGCUGGGAUUGGGACCACAAGGAGAUUCUCCCAUAG
Fusarium venenatum is the source of this 819-nucleotide messenger RNA. RefSeq lists its product as uncharacterized. Gene Ontology annotation, cellular component: cytoplasm. Gene Ontology annotation, molecular function: alcohol dehydrogenase (NAD+) activity. Lineage: Eukaryota; Fungi; Ascomycota; Sordariomycetes; Hypocreales; Nectriaceae. The record is from RefSeq and is a predicted model, not a curated record.